AUGGCUCCCGGAGCCAGAGACAACUCUGAUCCCGCCUCUUAUAUCCACACGGUAAUUAAAUAUCCCAUCUGCGGGCGUAGUUCAUGGGUCAUGGCGCAAGUGCAGCACCUGAUAGAGAGGUGCAUGACGUUCGGGAUGAGCAUGGAGGAGUACAUGGAGGCGCUGGCGAAGCGCGCCGACGUCCAGCCCGUGGUCACCUCCACAGUGUGGAAGGAGCUGGAGAAUACCAUGGUGUCCGUGGUAUUCUUGAUCUCAUGCCAAUAA
Molecule: messenger RNA, 264 nt
Organism: Zea mays
Lineage: Eukaryota; Viridiplantae; Streptophyta; Magnoliopsida; Poales; Poaceae
Exons: 2
Coding region: 1-264 (87 amino acids)
Source: RefSeq, a predicted model, not a curated record